UUGUCUUUUGCUUUUCUAGCAGUAGGCUUUUAAUCUUUUAGUUUAUUGAGGUAAUGGCUGAGCAUUUGUUAUGCCAGUGGUUCGUUAAAGUAUUAGAUGUGCUAUCGGGACAAUACAGUGGUAGUAGUUUUAAGUUUAAUUUAAAAACAGUUAAAGUGAACUUUAGACUCCAAUAUGUUGUUAAAGUAUUCUCAAGCUCAGAAGAGAAUAAAGACGACGGGUAUUGGGAAGCCCCAAAGAACAGCCGGUGGAAUGGUCAGACUAGGCUCUGCACUCAUGCCUGGCAAGAUUCAUCGUAGAGUGGUCAAAGUUGCCAACAAGAGGCCGGGAGCUUUACACAGGACAGCUGCUGCCCCCGUGAAGCGAGAGCGGAUUCCUGUGGAUCCUUGUGAGAAUUCUAACGACUCUGGUCUUGGAUUCGACCACCACCUUGACUACCCCCACCAAUCUUCACUGGUCUCACAUUCAGGGAUAGAGACAAGCUGGCCGGGAGAAGAGCCGCCAGAAGUGAAAAGACGAAGGCUGGAGAUCAAGCUGGAAUCAGAUGACGCCAACGACAACUUCACCUUCCAGGAGGCGGUGCGGCAGCAGACCAUCUGUGUGCCAGUGCGCAGACUGGGUCGUCCUGCUGCUCCUCUCACACUCAGCUCUCAGCUGCUGAGUACCUCUCACAAUGGGAUGGUGCAGCUGCUGAUCAUAUGUCAGCCGGAGCAGCAGCACCGCGCCAGGUACCAGACUGAGGGCAGCCGUGGCGCUGUCAAGGACCGCACUGGCAACGGUUUCCCGGUGGUUAAGUUGGUAGGCUACGACCGACCGUCCACUCUCCAGGUGUUUAUAGGCACAGACCAGGGUAAAGUGGCUCCCCACAUGUUCUACCAGGCGUGUAGAGUCUCAGGGAAAAACUCCACUCCUUGUGUGGAGAAGAAGAUUGACGGAACUAUUGUCAUAGAAGUGGACAUUGAGCCUUCCAAAGAUAUGGUUGUCACGUGUGACUGUGUGGGUAUCCUGAAGGAGCGCAAUGUGGACGUGGAACACAGGUUCCCUGAGGAAGGAUCUGGACGCAGCAAGAAGAAGUCCACGAGGUGUCGGAUGGUGUUCCGGACAACCAUUACACACCCUGAUGGAACAUCGGAGACACUACAGGUCACCUCCCAGCCUAUAGUCUGCACUCAACCGCCCGGUGUGCCAGAGAUCUGUAAAAAGUCGCUGUCGUCAUGUGGCGCCCGUGGAGGUCAGGAAUUGUUCAUCCUGGGCAAGAACUUCCUGAAGGACACUCGGGUGGUUUUCCAAGAAGAAUCUGGCAGUCCUGGGUGGGUCCAGGCAGUACAACCGGAUAAGGAGUUUCUACAACAGUCCCACCUGGUGUGUGUGGUGCCGCCAUAUCACACAGUGGACAUCUCAGAGCCAGUGACUGUGAAGCUUGUGGUAGAGUCUAGUGGCAAAGCUAGUGAGGCGCACCCCUUCCUGUAUCUUCCAGAGGACAUGCGGCCAGGCGCAAGUACAGUUUUGACCCAGGAAGGAAACAUUCUCGACAGUUCUGUUUCCGCUCAAGUAAAGUUCCUGAAAGCGACUGGUGCUUAUAGAAGUCCUUUGCUCACCAGGAGGAGAUAUAGAAAUGGUAGCAGAACUGGAUUGUUCCCCUCCCCACUCCCUGUUGCUGCCCCCCUUAUCAUGGCUGCCGAGUCUGCCGCACCUUUCAUGACUGGCCAUAACUAUACAGGGAAAGAAGAAAAGGUGCACUCCAUGAUGAUGUGGAACAAGACUGCAGACGUGAUGAUGCCCCCUCCACCCCCUGGCUUGUUGCCCAUCAACAUGAGGAGAUCUUCAGUGCAGAUGAUUGUUCCGGAGCCACUAGCUCCUGAAGAUUUAAAACGAGAAGUCCCUGAAGCUGUGGUCGAGGUGAAGCCCUUAUCUGAUGUCUCAGAGCAUCCUAACACUCAGACAUCCUCUAUGGAAACUUUCAACCGAUAUGUGAGCAACGGCGCACUGCCAUCCAUUCAUGUUGGAAAUUACCUGUCUAAACUGGAAAGCAACAGCGUUAUCAGUGAAGUGCCCAAGAUAAUGAUUCCACCACCGGCACUUUUAAAAGAACCGAUGUUUUCUGGUGAAUCCUCAAACCUACUGACCACUGCUGAUCAAGUUAUAACCAACCAAAAUGCUGCAAUGGCGUUUGAAGCCAAUUCAGCAUCUGCAAGUUCAUCCAUGAGCCAGUCGUUGCCGAAUGGUAUGAGUGUCAUUGUAAAUUCAGCGCUAAUCUCUAAGAAAUCUCCAGAUUCUCUCAUCAGUCAAGAAGUUGAGUCUCACAAAGAAAUGUCUGCACCAAACAUGAGUGGUUUGAAUAUUAUAAUGUCCCCAGUCAAACGGACUCCCUCAGCCACAGAAAGACUUGAUGCCUUUGUCAAUUCUGCUGCAGACAGUCAUAUCAGCCCAACACCAACAUCUCCAAUCGCAAGCUCUGUAAUUGACGAAACCUCUAGAAUGAGUGUUGUCAGUGAAAUGGUUAUGAAUGGAACUAAUGACAUGAACAAUAUGCAGGACAGUCAUGUCACUUCAGAAAGUCAAACAGCCUCUCGAAUGAGUCCCCAACAAGAGAUUUCAAACAUGAAUGGAACCGCACUUUGUUCCCUAAUGGGUUCUUCUGGCCAAGUCUCGAGCAGUCCGAUCCAAACUUUAUCGAACAUGCAAAAUAACCUUGAACAACACAUAAACAACCAAAAUGGAAUUCAGUCAAACAUGUCUAAUUUGAUGCACUCUCCAACACAAGUUUCUCCAAAUCAGCUCCAACAAUAUUCUAAGAUGCAAUCACCGACAGACCAACAUUUGUCACCCCAAAGUUUAAGUACAUCCCAAAUUAGUGCUGCUGAAAUGAACAGCAUUAUGAGCUGCUCAAACCAAUCCUUGGCUGGAUUUCAAACACCUUUGGAACAUCAGAUAUCGCCACAUAUAUCAGUCAGCUCAUCUCAGAUGAACCACACAGAGUUCAAUAACUUGAUUCAGGAAUCCUCACAGGCUUCUACCACCCAGGCUCAACAGCUAACAAACAUCCAAUCUUCUCUCGAACAACAGUUGUCAUCCCAAACCAUGAACACCACUCAGAUGACUCACUGUGACUUGAACAAUCAGGUAAAUCUAAUGCAGUCCUCAACCUGUAAUUCACCAAAUCAAGCUCAGGUGAUGUCUAAUCUUCAAGCCUCUUUGGAACAAAUGACCAAUCAAGCUGCACCAUGUCGAAUACUUCAUUCUGAGCCGAUUCAGGCAAGCAACCUUGGAAUCAACAAUUUUUCCGGUUCAUUACAGUCAUCCCCGCACACCUCCCCGAACACAGUUGGGUCGCUUUCCAACAUUCAAGCCUCCUUGGAACAUCUAUCAUCUCAAGGAGUCAACACAGUUCAAAAUAACCUUGAGAUGACUGGUGGAAGCAUAACAAUGAACAAUUCAGUAACUGUUUCUCAAAUGCAAGCCGCUGUAAACCAGGCUCAAGUACUAUCUGAUUUUCAAGCUUCAAUGCAACAACAUCUUUCAUCACAGCUCUUGGAGUCAAGUGCAACUGAAUUGGACUCAAGUUCCAACACUUCAAACAGAGUUAACUCUUCUGUAGAAGCCUCUCUUGAAUCCAUAAACCAGGCUCAGAACAUGACUAACAUUCAAACAAAUUUUGGACAGGUCAGUCCCCAACAGCAUCUAAACUCAAUGACUGCUCAAUCCAUGUCUCUCAGCAACUCUCUGCAGACUUCUCCUCAGCAUCAUGUCGCAGUAUCUCAGUCUCAAGUAUUUUCCGAUAUGCAGACCUCUUAUAACCAACAGCUCAACGCUAACUUGGUAGGUUCAGCAGCCAUUUCUCAGUCUUCAACUCCUUUGGAAAAUCUCACAAACCCAAUCCAGUCCACUGAAUCGUCCAACCCAAUAAUCCAGUCUUCCAUCAACCAUAUUUCAUCGAGCUUGACAACUUCAAGUCCAAAUCAUGUUGAAUCGUUGUCUGGGAACAGUCUAUCCAUAAAUGACUCCCAAAUUAUUGACCUUAGGAAUUCAGUGCCUUUGAUGAACACUGUCUCAAAUGCUGGCUCUUCCGGGAGCCCCAACAUUUUGUCACCACAAAGUUCUCAUCACAGUCCAACCUCAGCUCUCACAUCUCCUGGAAUCUCCAUGAGUAGUACACCGACAAUGGCUUUGUCCCCAGUCAACAUGACGACAUCUCAAAUGAUAGAUGCGGGGGCCCAAAACAUGAUUUUGACCUCGACCCAAUCCAUGUUAACCCCAGAGCUUCCGAUGAACAAUCCACCUAGUCUUAUGUUGGCCUCGGGGAAUAUGCAGGUGCAGGAUUCCCAAAACAUCUCGUUACAGACGACCGCUUUGAGCAGAUUUGAUGGAGUCACUCAGAGUUUGCCGGUGCAGAUGUCAUCCAUGACACAGUAUGAACAGCGUGAUCAGAUGGUCAGUGCAAACAAGGAAGGAGAAAGGAAAGAUUCUCGAAUGUUCAUGAUGCCCUCUGGACAGGUCGCCAAUCAGCCACAAACAACAGGACAGCCAGUCAAAAAGUGUGAGGAAGGGAUGCCUUUUCCUCAGGAGCUCACUCAGAUGUCUGAACAUGACUUGAUCAGCUACAUCAACCCUAGCUGCUUUGACACAGUGUGAUGCUGGUGAUCAUCGUAAUGCUUGAUGCUGUCAGUGCAUCGUGAUGCCCAGUAUUCAAGACUGCACAAGACUGGUGCUAUGUUUACAUUGUGUGAACGAUAAUUAGCCUCCGUGAGGACUGUGCACAACGUAGUUGGUGCUUGUACAUUACAAAUUAGUUGUAAGGAUAGUCUAGUGUAGGUUUAGAUCAAAUCUAAAUCUUGUAUAUCUAUUGUAUUAUAUCAACAUUAUCUAGAUACAGGUACCGAAUCGCUGCCAUAUUUAAUCGAUCAAGCCUGUUUGUUGUUUAAACGUAAGCUUAACGUAUUUUUGUCUUUCACCAGCUAGUGUCAGUGUACAAGGUAUACUUUGAAAUAUUUUUAUCCGUUUUGUCUAUUGUUACAUUUGACAUUUUUUUAUAUAUUUUUAAGAAAUUGUGGACCUGAUAAGACAAUGAAUGAAACUUUCAGUCUUGGCUGUUUACUGAAUACGUUUGUGUAAGUAAAUUGCUUACUACUUGACUGGUUCAAGUGGAACUGUUGAAGAGUUCUACGUUUGAUCUGAAACCUGUGUUCCUCUUCUAAUGUUGCACUGUUAUCUGUAUCAACAUUUACAUUCUAGUCUGUGAUCGUGGUUAGGCUAUUCCCUGGGUGCCUCAAAGUGCCAGUGCUCAAAUCGUCAAGUGCUAAAUGAAAAUCAAAUUAAAGUGUUCCAUAAAGUUAUAUUUUCUUAUUAACAUUACCUAUUGACUGAUGUAUACGUAUGCUGAGUUUUGAAUCUGUGCUUAAAUUUGUUGUCUUAUUGUCAUCUUGGUCCAAAAUAUUUGUCGUUUGAAUAGUAAUGCUGUUAACUUUGUAGGUUUUGAAUUUUUUUUGUUCAAUUUCCCUUUUGUUUUGGUUUUUAAAAGUAAAAAAUUCAGUUUUGAACACUAUUUUAAGUUCACUAUAUCCUGUUUUAAUAGUACAAUUACAGAUCUCCAUACUCUUUUUAAGCUAAGUUUUAUUUGUAGUUUCAGAAAAUAAUUGAUAAUCAAUCAUACAUGAGUUUUGUUAAGUUUCAUUACAAUGAAAGUAUUUUUUUCUAGAACGUUUUAGAGCACUUUAUUAUUAUUUUUAAGUAGACUGAAAAUAAGCUUAAUUUUGUACAUAUUGCCUUCAUAGUUUAUCUAAUGUUGUUAUUAAAGGAAAAAUAUUUAUGUUAAUGGAAGCUAAUCUAAGUGUUGUUUUGUUUUAUAAUUUUGAUUAAUGAAGCAUUGUUUAAAGACAAUAAUGCUUUCUUUGUUGUGGUAGCACAUGUGUAAUAAAUGUGUUUAUUUUA
This is a messenger RNA of Macrosteles quadrilineatus (aster leafhopper), 5928 nucleotides long. Its product is annotated as nuclear factor of activated T-cells 5-like. The transcript is spliced from 14 exons. The record is from RefSeq and is a predicted model, not a curated record. Gene Ontology annotation, biological process: regulation of transcription by RNA polymerase II. Gene Ontology annotation, molecular function: DNA-binding transcription factor activity, RNA polymerase II-specific; transcription factor binding; RNA polymerase II cis-regulatory region sequence-specific DNA binding. The coding region runs from base 175 to 4632 and encodes 1485 amino acids. NCBI's taxonomy places the organism in Eukaryota, Metazoa, Arthropoda, Insecta, Hemiptera, Cicadellidae. Gene Ontology annotation, cellular component: transcription regulator complex.